UCAUCAUCAUCAGCUUACGUUAAUCUUGCAUGUAAAUUUAUAUGAAUUAUAAUUUCCAGGCAAAAAGAGAAAGCUGAAACCCCUGAUUGAUUGAGAGAACCUUAUCUUGAAUAAUUAAGAGAACAAAAACUAUUUUCCACCACUCAUAGCACACCCCUAUCUGCUCUGGAAAAGCCAAGAGACCUUUUUGUUUUGGUCAUCAAUACCUCUCAGUAUUUUAUACUAAAAUAUACUUCUUCUGCACCAGACGCAGAUCUGCCCCCCUCUCUCUUUCUCUCUGCUGAGGCAACUGCUGCAAAACCCACAUUCCAGUUUCACUUCCAGCCGUUUUCAGGCAGUUCCCAGGGAGGAGUAGGUGAAAAUGGCACAGAUUCUGGCGCCCUCUUCACAAUGGCAGAUGAGAAUAGCAAAGAAUUCAGCACCUGCAUGUCCCAUGACUGCAAAGAUGUGGAGUUCUCUAGUUUUGAAGCAGAACAAGAAAGGAAUAGCUAAAAGCUCUGCUAAAUUUAGAGUGUUUGCCCUCAAGUCUGAGAACAGCACUAUCAAUAGGAUGGAGGAUCUUCUAAAUUUGGACCUUACUCCGUACACUGACAAGUUCAUUGCUGAGUACAUCUGGAUUGGAGGAUCUGGCAUUGAUCUUCGUAGCAAGUCAAGGACAAUUUCAAAGCCUAUAGAGCAUCCAUCUGAGCUUCCCAAGUGGAACUAUGAUGGAUCAAGUACUGGACAAGCACCAGGAGAGGAUAGCGAGGUUAUUCUAUAUCCCCAGGCAAUUUUCAAGGAUCCAUUCCGUGGAGGUAACAACAUCUUGGUUAUGUGUGAUACAUACACGCCACAAGGUGAGCCCAUCCCUACAAACAAACGCCAUCGGGCUGCUGAGAUUUUCAGUAACAAGAAGGUUAUAGAUGAAGUUCCAUGGUUUGGGAUAGAGCAAGAGUACACCUUACUUCAAACAAACGUGAAGUGGCCUUUGGGCUGGCCUGUUGGAGGCUAUCCUGGUCCUCAGGGUCCUUAUUAUUGUGGUGCUGGAGCUGAUAAGUCUUUUGGUCGUGACAUAUCAGAUGCACAUUACAAGGCUUGUAUGUAUGCUGGAAUUAACAUUAGUGGCACCAAUGGAGAGGUUAUGCCAGGCCAGUGGGAGUAUCAGGUGGGUCCCAGUGUGGGCAUUGAUGCUGGAGACCAUAUCUGGAUUUCGAGAUACAUUCUAGAGAGAAUCACUGAACAAGCUGGUGUUGUGCUCUCACUCGAUCCAAAACCAAUAGAGGGUGAUUGGAAUGGUGCUGGAUGCCACACCAAUUAUAGCACAAAGACCAUGAGGGAGGAAGGAGGGUUUGAAGCAAUAAAGAAGGCAAUCUUAAAUCUGUCACUUCGCCAUAAGGAACACAUUAGUGCCUAUGGUGAAGGAAAUGAGAGAAGGUUGACAGGAAAGCAUGAGACAGCAAGCAUUGACACAUUUUCCUGGGGAGUGGCUAAUCGUGGUUGCUCCAUCCGGGUGGGACGUGAAACUGAGAAGCAAGGAAAAGGUUACUUGGAGGAUAGACGUCCAGCCUCAAACAUGGACCCUUAUAUCGUGACCUCGCUGCUGGCUGAGACUACAAUUUUGUAUGAACCAACACUCGAGGCUGAAGCUCUUGCGGCUCAGAAGCUGUCUAUGAAUGUCUGAUAUCUGUUGGUUAAAGAUAACCUGAAGAGACUCAGGGAGCAUCACUUGGAUCUAGAUGGCCUGCACAUGGGAAACUUUUCUCAUAAUUCUCCUGGAAAGAUCCUUGUAAAUAAAGACCCUGGUGUGGAUUCAUGCCUAAUAUUGUAAAAUGGCCUCUUAGAUUGAAGACAUUCUUCAUGGUGAGUUCUGGAUAAUUUAUUUUGAUUUUCAAACCAUCACUGUUUUGGACCUUUUUACUCUUGGGUUUUGAUUAUUUCCCCCUCAAGGGUAAGGAAUUGAAGGCAUUUCUUCAAAAUAAGACUACGCAUUUCAUAA
This is a messenger RNA of Populus trichocarpa (black cottonwood), 1975 nucleotides long. RefSeq names its product glutamine synthetase leaf isozyme, chloroplastic. Bases 362 to 1660 code for a protein of 432 amino acids. The record is from RefSeq and is a predicted model, not a curated record. Gene Ontology annotation, molecular function: glutamine synthetase activity. NCBI's taxonomy places the organism in Eukaryota, Viridiplantae, Streptophyta, Magnoliopsida, Malpighiales, Salicaceae. Gene Ontology annotation, cellular component: cytoplasm. The transcript is spliced from 14 exons.